AUGGACACGCAGCUCGCGCAGAAUACGGCCGCGCGAAAGGAGCGCCUGAUCGCGCUCCGGAGGCGCAAGGAGGCGCACGAGAAGGGCGAGAGUGUCAACGCCACGUUUACCUUCAAACAGCGUAACUUUGACCCAGAGACACGGCAGGCGCGUAAAGCUGGAAUUGCGGAGGAGACGGUCGAGAAGGAGGUCGAGGGGCUUGCGGAGGAGAUUGUGCGCGAGGACGAGGAGCGGCGGGCCGAGGAGCUUGACCUCUUCAACAUCCAGCCGCGCAGGCCGAACUGGGACCUCAAGCGCGACAUGACCGCGCGCAUGGGCAAGCUCGAGCGAAAGACGAACGAAUCGAUCGCCACGAUCCUGCGGCAACGGCUGCGUGACCAGCGGGGCGUGGCGGCCAGCGAGCAGGUCAACCUCGUCGCGGGAAUUCGUGAGGCUGAGGCUGAACGCGACCGCGCCGUGGCGAGUGACGAGGACAGCGAGUAG
Cutaneotrichosporon cavernicola is the source of this 483-nucleotide messenger RNA. RefSeq lists its product as uncharacterized. Gene Ontology annotation, cellular component: U2-type spliceosomal complex; post-mRNA release spliceosomal complex. The coding region runs from base 1 to 483 and encodes 160 amino acids. The transcript is spliced from 3 exons. The record is from RefSeq and is a predicted model, not a curated record. NCBI's taxonomy places the organism in Eukaryota, Fungi, Basidiomycota, Tremellomycetes, Trichosporonales, Trichosporonaceae.